Molecule: messenger RNA, 1763 nt
Organism: Gastrolobium bilobum
Lineage: Eukaryota; Viridiplantae; Streptophyta; Magnoliopsida; Fabales; Fabaceae
Product: transcription factor TGA1-like
Exons: 8
Coding region: 267-1382 (371 amino acids)
Biological process (GO): DNA-templated transcription; regulation of DNA-templated transcription
Molecular function (GO): sequence-specific DNA binding; DNA-binding transcription factor activity
Source: RefSeq, a predicted model, not a curated record
UUUAAAUAUUUAAUUGCCGAGGAAAACGAGGAUGAACCAAGUACGAGAACAAGAUAAUAAAAAUACAAGACAGCUUUAUUUUUUUUUAGGAACUAGUUGCUUGUGUUGCGCGCUUUCUAUGAUUUCACCUUCACCGGUUGUUUCUUCUUCUGCUUCUGUAAUCAUUUUUGUUUUGUCCUUAAAAAAGUGUGUAUAACGGUUUGGUUUUGCUUUCGCGUACGUACCAAAAAUGAUGAUUUUGGUUGUUGCCUUUUGUUUUGUUUUGGAUGAGGACUAGUAUCCUAGAUAGCAUGAAUCCUUCAUCUUCACAGUUUGUUUCCUCAAGAAGGAUGGGUGUGUAUGAUCCUAUUCACCAAAUUACUAUGUGGGAAGAAAAUUUCGAAAGUAAUGGUUAUUUAAGUGCAUCCACGUCCUUAAUUGAUGAAGGGAACAUGAAGUUAGAUAAUCAGGUUCAGUCAAAGGAUGCUUCUCAUGGGAUAUUGGGAACACCUACGAAGUAUGACCAAGAAGCCAACAAACUUACUAAUAAGAUACAAAGACGUCUUGCACAAAAUCGAGAGGCUGCUCGUAAGAGUCGUUUAAGGAAAAAGGCCUAUGUGCAGCAGUUAGAAUCAUGUCGUUUGAAGUUGAUGCAGUUAGAGAGAGAGGUAGAUCAUGUUAGACAACAGGGAUUGUGUAUUGAUGGUGGAUUGGGUUCUAAUAAUCUGGGUUUUGCUGGCUCUGAAAAUUCAGGAAUAACAACCUUUAAGAUGGAGUAUGGAGAAUGGAUAGAAGAGCAAAAUAGACAAAUCUUGGAAUUGAGAAGUGCUUUAAGUGCUCAUAUCGAUGACAUACAGCUGGAAACACUUGUAGAUGGCAUAAUGAACCACUAUUUCAAAUUCUUUUGCAUGAAAUCUGCUGCUGCAAAAGCAGAUGUUUUUUAUGUUAUGUCUGGUUUGUGGAAAACAACAACUGAACGACUUUUCUUGUGGAUUGGAGGCUUUCGCCCCUCUGAACUUCUAAAGAUUCUGGUCCCUCUGUGUGAACCCUUGACAGAGGAAGAACGGUUAGAUGCCUGUAGCCUUGAAAAAUCAUGCCGGCAAGCAGAAGAUGCCCUUUCACAAGGUAUGAACAAACUCCAGCAAAUGCUUGCUGAAACUGUAGAAGCAGGACAACUUGUUGAAGGAACUUACAUUCCUCAUAUGGCUACUGUAAUGGAGAGGUCAGAAGCACUGGUAAGCUUUGUCAACCAGGCUGAUCAUCUAAGACAAGAAACCUUGCAGCAAAUGUCUCGAAUACUAAGCAUACGUCAGAAUGCUCGAUGGCUGCUUACUUUUGGGGAAUAUUUUCAACGCCUACGGGCCUUGAGCAAACUUUGGGCUGAUCAUCCCACUCAUGAGUAAAUAUUUUUACAAUUGUUAUGUAGUUAUAUUUUGAAACAUUAUAUUUAUGUAGUUAUAAAAAUAGUUAUUAUAUCAGUAGCGCAGCAUAAAUCAAAAACCAUGAUCAUGAUUAUGAUCUAUACUGGCUGCUACAAUUUUUCCUGCAGUCUUGUGUUACGGAGAAGUAGUAAAUAUGAUUAGGUGUGUGUGACGGGUCUCUAUGGAAGUUGGUCAUGUAAAAUGUGUAUAAUGUACAGCUGCGUUUUUCUUUCUAGACAUGUUUAUCCUUUUAAGGACGUGCUCUCAGAAGCUCGUGUGGUAAAUAUUCGAGCAACUAAAGAUAGUGACACUUUAUUCAACGAUGGCAGCUCAGUUGGUGGAAAGGAACUGAGUGAAGGAACU